This is a messenger RNA of Astyanax mexicanus (Mexican tetra), 4127 nucleotides long. RefSeq names its product family with sequence similarity 217 member Ba (gene fam217ba). The coding region runs from base 1288 to 2970 and encodes 560 amino acids. The transcript has 4 exons. The record is from RefSeq and is a predicted model, not a curated record. Lineage: Eukaryota; Metazoa; Chordata; Actinopteri; Characiformes; Acestrorhamphidae.
GGUAAUGCUGUCUGUAAGACGAAUGCGCGUGCCAGAUUUUUGUGCACGCGAGGCCACGCCCAUUUACGCGAAUUUAUUAGGAUGCUUUAAUAAUCACUGCGUGAAACCGUUGCAUAGUUAAUCGUCACGAUCGGCCCCAGCCUGCCCUACUGGUGGGAUCCACUUUACUGCGAACUACAUUUCCCAUCAUGCAACGCGGUCACGUUGUUGGAACAUACGUUCAGCAGCAGGUAAACAAGAAGAGUGAGAAGAGAGAGAGACCCCAGUGAUAUGUGACAACAGCGGCGGCUUUUGAUCAUGGUUUGCACGCCGCGCAUCGCGAGCUAGCGUUAGUUCUCGGGUUACACCACGACUUCGCUAAACAAUGUAACUAGUCGCUGAGUAUGGCACGACACGGGGGUUUGUAUUUCUAUGCAUCUGUACCUAUUAUUGGUUGAUCCGGAGCAGCAGUAGAGCAGCAGCAGCGUCAGUCCGGUGUUCUGUCGAAUUGCGUUACUCUGUCAAACCGUGCUACCCUACCCUAGUAUAUUUAACUGCAAAAAUACAAAAUAAAUACUAUAUAACAGCAUGUUCUCAGUAGAAGUCCCAGUAGAUGUAGCUAGUAUAGUUGGAUAGAACAAGGCACAGUAUCAUGGUAAAUUUAUGGCAAUAAGAGCUCAUUACAAACUGAUUUUGUAUUUAACCCCUAACAGGCCAGGAUUUUUGUCUGCCUGACAGUACACCACUAAAUCUUGAGGAUUUCUAUUUAAGCAUUACAUUAAAAGCUUUUAUGUUUGAUAAGUGACUUUUACAAAAAAAAGCAUAAUUGUAAUUGUAGUAGAAAAUAUAAAUAAAUGUUUAAGUAAAUCUGCUUAAGAAAUGUCAAAAUGUAAUGAAUAAAUAAUAAUAAAAAAAAUAAAUUAUUAAAAUAAGUUAAUUAAAAUGUAAAUUAAAUAAAUAAAAAAGAGUUUUGUAUAACCUACAGAAAAGGGACAUUAAUUAAGGGGUUAAUGUACAAAAAAACUAAAAGAUUUAUUAUUGAAAAAAAACACAAGAAAUAAUCACAAAAAUGUACGUCAGCGCAUGCGCAGUACUUUUAAGAAGCACUUAUCGAUGGGUAGCAUAACUCGACAGAGCACCCCGGCUGCUGCAGGUUUAUCAUUCGUGUUUACGACGUGUGCGAAGCGAAUCGCAUCGUCGUGACAUUCCGCAAUGAAGCGACCUAAGAUUCAAGCCUCUUAAUGGGACAUUCCGUGGCGCCAAUAAUAUUAUAUCAGCUGCGGAAAAAGACAGAAUUCGAGCGUCGCAAUGGGACCUAUUCUCCAAGAACGAACAGCAUCCACGCUCCUCAAGAAGGUCCAGGUUAAAGAGAAGGUUAGGAUGAAGAACGCAGAAAAUACUGGAGUCGUCACCAGCAACAAUAAAAAAGGAGGCAAGGUCAACCAGAGUCAGAAACCUCUGAAGAAAACAAGCUCAACACAUAAGAACAUCCUUCCAAUGCAGCAGCAAAAGGAACCCUUGUCCAGAGCUGAAAUAGGCCAAAAUGGAAACAGACCAAAGCAUGUCAAGAGUCCUACAGUUGGCACAUGCAAGAUUCUUGACACCCAAGGUGAAGUUGACCCGAGGCAUCCAAGAUCCAAACCUUCUCAUGCAGAGCACAAGGAGGAAAGGCAGAAGGCGCAGCCUCAGUCCCCGUACUGCAGUGAUGUGGAGCGUAGCUACGCAGCCCGGGAAAAGAGUCGCCGUGCUUUAUCACUGCCACUGGUUCCUCAGCCGGCCCUGCAUCAGAUGCCCUUGCAGAAGCACGUCCCUGACCUGGAGUCCCUGCGCCUCAUGGAGCACAGAGAGGAUGACACAGAUAGUGCCAGCGACCUGUCAGACUCAGAACGGCUCCCUGUGCUGCCGUCUCCCUGCACUCCGCCACAACUCAACCUUCGGGCAGAAGUCAUUAAUACUAUGGACCUGCACCCCCAAAUACCGGGCCCUAGGACAGCACAGGCAGAAAGCGACAGCUAUAGCUACCCAGACUUCCUGCCACCACCAUUCAAUACUUGGAGCCUGAGGCAGCUAGCCAUCUUUCUGAACACUGAAGGUAAACGUGCCCCACGGCCCAAACCAGUGGGGCAUCUUGAGAAGUACCUUGAACGUCUCCUGCAGCUUGAGUGGCACCAGAUUCAAACCAUGCAAGCUGAGAGUGGCAGGCCCACAGUCCCCAUCAUCCACUCUAAAGGCCGCGCUACUAUUGGUCCAUCGAUUGCCGGACACCACCGGCCCCACACUGCGCCGCAAACACGCCUAAGCUCCCCUAAAAGCUUCUGCCAGGGCCAGCGGCCCUUUCCCUUUACCCUCAUCUCCUCCCUUGGCAGCCCAUCCUCUGGUCAGCUCUCCCGUCCCGUAUGCCUCCACUGCCACGUCCGCUACCCACUCUGCAAUGGCAACUGCUCCUCCUAUGCCUACCAGCGGCACUCCCGCCUCAGCCCCCUGCUUGAACGCAAAGCUCCACCCACCAUCACCCAGAAAAGAAGCAGCAGUGAGAGCCGGGCCUCAGCCUCAGAGACCAGAGGAGCCUGUCAAAAAGCUCAGAAUCCCAUCAGCCCACAGACAGGGAAAAGCCACCAGAAACACAUACAGGCUGUAGGAAACAUGCGCAGGGCUUCGCAGGAACUUGCAGCUAACAGCAAAGGUCAGCCAUUGGCCAGAAAAGGGCUCACUAGCAGGGCAACUGAGGCAGACAGGCAGAAAGAUCCUGUGGGAAAGAAAAGUACGGGUGAAAUAUAUGGGAAAAGUGACAAGCAGACUGUCACUGGUAAUAAAAGAGAGAUUGGUGGUUCAGGAAAAAGAGGAGAAAAAGAAGGGCUGUGGACAGAGAAUGAAGGAGGAAGUGGAGCAAAGGCUAGGGCUAAAAGAGUGGCCAGUGAAAGUAAUGGCUGUAAGGGGACCUCAGCUACCAGGGCAAAUGGUAGAGUGAAAAAUGUCCAAUUUGCCAAGUAAAAAGAUCGUAGAUCUCACAUGUUGUUGAUCAAAAGCAUACUCUGCACUCUAAGCGCACAAUAAGUAAUAAAUAUAAGCAGUAGUUCCUCCAGUUUUGGUUUAGGUAAUCAUUAAGAUGUGAUUGUGCAAAAAAAGCAUUUAGUUAAUAUAGAAGAUAUUUACAGCAUAAAAAUAUGUUGAUUUAGUUACGUUGCUUAACUUUUUUUUUCAUAUAUUAUUAAGUGUGUACUUAAGUUGAGUAAGUUAUUGGUACAAAGAUAGUUUGUAAACACUUACUUGAAACACUGAUUUUACUUUAAGUUUGUACAUUUCAGGUUUGCUGCAGAUGUGAACAGCUUUUGAAGUGUCUGAACCUUUGCUAAUCUGAUGCAAGCGGUGUGUCAUUUACCGUCCGUUUUGAUUGGUACUAAUAUUGGUAAAAGAAUGUAUAUUUUUGAGAAGAAUAAUGAAUGUUUUGUAAUGGCUACAUGUAUUUUUGUAAUGUGUUCUGAAUAAGGGCUUUUCUUUGUUUAGUUUAAGCAAUCUAUUUUUGCAAACUAUUUAUUCUUAAUUUAUUGCCCUUGUUUAUUGUUAGGUUACAUAGAUUUUGCCUGCCAUAUGUGUGGACCUUGUAUUUUUAUUUUUUGGCUAUAUCAAAGACCAUUUCACAUUAGCCACAUUGCAGUUUUCAUAAGAUGUAGUGGCAUGGUCAGCUGUAGAAAUGUCAAAUGAACAUUAUUUGUUUACAGACAGUUUGUGGGGAGACAUGUUUGGUAUGAAAACAUGGCCUUUUUAUUUAGCAAUUCAUUUUCUAGAUUCAUAGCAUAUGAUGGUUCAUUAAGUCUUAUCAAGAUUGCAUGUGUUCAUUUUUACCAGAACAGUAAUGGUAGUGACUGGGUUAUUGUGUAGUUUUUUUACAUAAUACUUGUACUUGAACAAUGUACUUGGAUGGUGCCUGGUGGAGGUAGUACAUAAUACUGUAUUUCUGCACUUAAUAUAUUUAGCAUCAUUUCAUUGUUGAUGUCACUGUAAACGUAUCAAAGGCAUUCAUGCAUUUAUGUGGGUGUUUGGGGGGCAUCCAUGCUCAAAUACUUUACAAGGAUGUAUGUUUAUUUUCAGUAGAAUUGAGUGCAGCUAUUUUUAUGACAGCAUAAAGUUUUUCCAUGACAUCAUCAGAA